AUGAAUGUGGAAGUGGUUGUUAAACCAAGCAAUUGUGCGUGUGGCCAUGGUGGCUGGUGUCAUAAUUUUGGAUUUGUCUUUUUGGUAGUGUUUGGGUGGUGGUGGCGAUUCUGCGCAAUUGUGAUGAUGGUGGUGGAUCUGGCAGUUAUGUAUGGUGGUGGUAGCAGUGAGGUAUUGGUUUUGGUUGUUGAGCAUUUUGAUUUUUAUGCUUUUAGAUUUAAUAUGAAAGAAGAUCGACCUUCUACCAAGAAAGGAAGAAACUUGUUGUCUUUCUUUUCAAAAAUUGGAAGAGGGUUAACCAAGGAAGUAAAUCUUAAGAAUCAGAUUUUUUAUGUUCUUGUUCGUUUCAAACUUCAAGUGCAAAAAAUGAGAAGCCAAAGUUAUGAUGGUGCUAAUAAUAUGCUUUGUUCUUGGAAUGGACUACAUGCUAUGCGUUGUUCUUGGAAUGGACUACAUGCAUUAUUUCUUAAAGAUUGUCCAUAUGCGUACUAUGCCCACUGUUUUGCUCAUCGUUUACAACUCACAUUGGUUUCUGCAGUUAAGGAUGUCUCAAUACGUAAUUUGCAACGAGCCGGAGAUACUCAUUGGUCUUCUCAUUAUAGCUCUGUAAAGAGUUUGAUUGAUGUGUAUGCUGUAACUUGCAAGGUGCUUGAGUAUCUUAGUGAAUAUUCUCCAAGUACAAGAUCUCGGUUCGACGUUGGUGGUGUAUACAAAACCAUAACAACAUUUGAAUUUGUAUUUAUCUUGCAUUUAAUGCAUAGAAUAUUAGCAAUUGCGGAUGUGCUUUAUCAGGCCCUUCAAAAGAAAACUCAAAACAUCUUAACUGCUAUGAGAUUUGUCUGUACUACAAAAACUAUCCUUCAAGCAUUGAGAGAAAAUGGCUGGAAAGAAUUUCUUGAAGAGGUGAAAUGUUUUUGCUUAAAAAAUGAUAUACAUGUACCUGACUUUGAUGGUUCGUAUAUGGUUGGUCGUUCUCACGGUCGUGAGUAUCCUACCAUUGAACAUCAUUACCACUGUGAUAUUUUCAAUGCAGCCAAUGACUUUCAGAUGAUGGAGUUAGAUACAAGAUUUAAUGAGACAUCAAUAGAACUCCUUUCUCUCAAUAUGGCUUUGGAUCCAAAAAAUUCUUCUGAAUCAUUUAAUAUGGAUAAUUUAUGCAAGCUUGCAGAGAAGUUUUAUCCUGAAGGUUUUAAACAACGAGAUAUUUAUUGUUUGAAAGUUGAGUUGCAACACUAUCAGAAUGAUGUGAUUUCUAAACUUUGA
This is a messenger RNA of Olea europaea var. sylvestris, 1263 nucleotides long. RefSeq lists its product as uncharacterized. The record is from RefSeq and is a predicted model, not a curated record. The coding region runs from base 1 to 1263 and encodes 420 amino acids. NCBI's taxonomy places the organism in Eukaryota, Viridiplantae, Streptophyta, Magnoliopsida, Lamiales, Oleaceae. The transcript is spliced from 4 exons.